Fraxinus pennsylvanica is the source of this 780-nucleotide messenger RNA. The record is from the annotation of a GenBank genome assembly. NCBI's taxonomy places the organism in Eukaryota, Viridiplantae, Streptophyta, Magnoliopsida, Lamiales, Oleaceae.
AUGCAGGGAAUGUGGAUAGCUUUGACACAGAACAUGAACUGUGGUAAUAAAGUAACAGAUGUAGCUUGUCAUCCUGCAGAGAGGAAAAGCAGCAGAUCUGAAAGAAAGCCAGAAAGUGAACUCACUGACGGCACAGAAAAUUUAGUGAUUCAACCCAGAUUCAGGCAGAAUCGCUUAAGAAAGAGGUUUUAUGAGUUGGAGAUAGGGGAUCCCUCGAGGAAUAUAAUCGAGAAAAUCUUUCAAAGAAGUGCAACUAACCAAAAAAAGUAUGCCAGGAAGACACAGAGAGUCCUAAAGGUGAUUAAUUCAUUGGAAAUUUAUAAGGAGUUUGAAAAGCACAGAGAGGCUGUGAAAAAGAAAUCUUAUGAGCAGUUUAAGAGUCAUCCAAGAACCAUCGUGGAUGGAAAUGAGUUGCUACUGUUCUAUGGAACAACAAUGAGCUGCUGUGGUUCGAAAAGAAAACAAGUAUCUGAACUUUGCAAAGAUCCCACUUGCCGUGUUUGCAGAGUAAUUCAAUCUGGUUUCAACACUUCAUACAACAAGAAAAAUGGGAUUCAACUAAACAUGGAUAGUGGGGAAAUGAGUGAGAAUAAAACUGUGAUUACAAAGGGAAAGAAUGUGAAGAGAGCUGUAAUAGUUUGUCGAACAAUUGCUGGUGAAGUUAUUGAGCAUGAAGAAGUGUAUGAUUCAGUUGGAACUGGACCGUAUUCCAAGUCAGAAUAUCUAAUUUUACAAAAUCCAAGUGCUGUACUUCCCUGCUUUAUAGUAGUUCUCGGCUAA